AUGCUGCUGUCAGGAAAGUUCGCGUUUAUUAUUUCUAUGAGUCUGAUUGAAUGCACCGAACGCAAAGCUGGUCUGGUCGUUCUGCCGCCAUUGGUCAUUGGCUAUGAGGAUCUGAUUGCUGAAGAUACGCAGGAGAGCAUCAAAAAAUUGGACACAAGCUUUCUGGACACGGUAAUGGAAGGCGACACAAUGGAUACGGAAGUUCUAAAAGGAAAAGGGAACGUCAACGGCGCAAAUCGUAUGCCACGUAAUGAAAUUGGCUUUGGUCCUCAA
Messenger RNA from Iphiclides podalirius (scarce swallowtail), 273 nucleotides. Lineage: Eukaryota; Metazoa; Arthropoda; Insecta; Lepidoptera; Papilionidae. The record is from the annotation of a GenBank genome assembly.